AUGAGCUCCAUCGUCUUUGUGAUUUCGGCUCUGGAAGCUAUACAUAAUUCAAAAGAGGCCCAAAAAAGAAAGGGAUUAGGGGAAGCGGUCGAGAAAGCUUUGAAGGAUAUUAAAGAACAUGAACCUCAAUUACCUGAUCCCGAAAUCAUUUUCGAUCCAUUACAACAAGCUACACGAUCCGGAAGUAUCCCAUUGACUACGACGGCAUUAGAUUGCAUUGGGAAACUGAUUAGCUAUUCUUACUUCUCAGUUCCUUCAUCGCCAAACGCAGAUAGAGAAGCAGAUCGUGCGCCAUUAAUCGAACGAGCGAUAGAUACAAUAUGCGAUUGUUUUCAGGGAGAAACUACCCCAGUCGAAAUCCAACUGCAGAUUGUGAAAUCGUUAUUGGCAGCAGUUUUAAAUGAUAAAAUUGUGGUUCACGGUGCGGGAUUGUUAAAGGCAGUGCGACAAGUUUACAAUGUCUUCCUACUUUCGAAAAGUAGUCCGAAUCAACAGGUUGCGCAAGGGACAUUGACACAAAUGGUUGGCACGGUUUUUGAGAGAGUAAAGACAAGGAUACAUAUGAAGGAGGCCAGAUUGAACCUUUCGAAAUUGGAUAAAAAUAUCGAAAAUACUAGCUCAUUCACGGUCGAUGCACCAGAGUCAAUAAAUGGAGUACCCAGAACCAGCGAGGGAGAGGAAGCAGUGGAUGAAACUGCGACUGCAGAAGAACCAUCCAAUGGAGAUGCGCCAAAACUCACACUCAAAGAUCUGGAGCACCGAAAAAGUUUCGACGAUUCACAAAUGGGAGAAGGGCCAACUAUGGUUACACAAGUCAAGCCUGCGAAAGCUUCACCUCGUUCGGCAUCAGAACAAACCGCUCCGGACAGUGGUACUGAUGAUAGUAUAGAAUCCGAGGAUAUGGAAGAUGAGGUUUAUAUAAGGGAUGCAUAUUUGGUUUUCAGGUCCUUUUGCAAUCUCAGCACCAAAAUCCUUCCACCGGAUCAAUUAUUCGAUGUAAAAGGCCAAGCCAUGCGCUCAAAGUUAAUUUCUCUUCACCUCAUUCACAUGUUACUCAAUAAUAAUAUGCUCGUCUUCACUUCUCCAUUAUGUACGAUUACCAACAGCAAGAGCAAUGAGCCUACCGGCUUUUUACAAGCCAUUAAAUUUUACCUAUGUCUUAGCAUUACUCGAAAUGGCGCCAGCUCUGCUGAUAAAGUCUUCGAAAUUUGUUGUGAAAUUUUUUGGUUGAUGCUAAAAUUUAUGAGAGCUCCUUUCAAGAAAGAGAUUGAAGUCUUCUUAAAUGAGAUUUAUCUAGCUCUUCUAGAAAGACGAAACGCGCAUGUUACUCAAAAACUUCACUUCAUGGGCAUCCUUCAUCGCUUUUGCGCUGAUCCUCGUGCGCUCGUUGAGACAUAUUUGAAUUACGAUUGCGAUCGAAAUGUGGAUAAUAUGUUCCAGACCUUGAUUGAAGACUUAUCAAAAGCGGCGAGUGCUGCUGUUAUGGUAAGCCCUCUUGCCCAACAGCAAUAUGAAGAGAAGAACAGUAAAAGCUCAGGUGGUGAUUGGCAAUCUCGAGGGACGCUCCCCCCGCCCCUGUCUACAGCACAUUUGAGUAGCCAUACCGAAAAUGGAGAGACCGAAAUUCCAAAAGAGUACAUUGUGAAGCGACAAGCUAUGGAUUGUCUCGUGGAGACACUUAGAUCGCUGGUGAAUUGGUCACAGCAAGGAAUUGCUGAUGUUACCAGUAGCCCAGAAAGUGAUAUCAGAGGCUCCGCCGAUGUUAGGGAAUCCUUGGAACCUGGAAAUGAUAGCUCAACAAGAAUCACUGGUGAAAAUACACCAAUGCCUUCAACGCCUGUCUUGGAUGAUGACCCGGAACAAUUGGAAAGGGAGAAGCAAAGAAAGACCGCAAUGACAAAUGCCAUCAAGCAAUUUAACUUCAAACCCAAGAAAGGCAUCAAGCUUUUACUCGCCGAUAAAUUCAUAGCGGAAGAUACACCAGAAUGUAUUGCACAAUUUUUACUGCGAGAGGAUAGAUUGGAUAAGGCGCAAAUCGGAGAGUUUUUGGGUGAAGGAGAUGAACGAAACAUUGCGAUCAUGCACGCAUUUGUAGAUGCAAUGGACUUCACCAAACGUCGAUUCGUGGAUGCUCUACGUCAAUUUCUACAAUCCUUUCGUCUUCCUGGUGAAGCUCAAAAGAUUGAUCGUUUCAUGUUGAAAUUCGCAAAUCGAUAUGUCAUUGGCAAUCCAAAUGCAUUUGCUAAUGCAGAUACUGCUUACGUUUUAUCUUACUCUGUCAUCAUGUUGAAUACAGAUCAACACAGCAGUAAAGUUGCAAAGAGAAUGACCAAGGAAGAUUUCAUCAAGAAUAAUCGUGGCAUUAACGAUAAUGCAAGUUUACCUGAUGAGUACCUUAUCGGCAUCUACGAAGAAAUUCAAAAGGAAGAAAUUGUGCUCAAUAGUGAACGCGAAGCCGCUGCAGCCACUGGCAAUGCUCCUCCACAAUCUACUGGUGGUAUUGCGGCAGGUCUUGGACAAGCUUUGGCUACAGUUGGACGCGACUUACAGCGUGAAGCAUAUUUACAACAAUCUGAAGAGAUCUCUCAUCGAUCCGAACAAUUAUUCAAGAAUCUUUUCCGAAAUCAACGAAAGAAUGCAUCGAAAUCAGGGGAUAAAUUUAUUCCUGCUACUUCAUUCAAGCAUGUCGGCCCAAUGUUUGAGGUAACUUGGAUGUCAUUCUUCUCCGGUCUUUCCGGUCAAAUGCAAAACUCUCACAAUAUUGAGAUCAUCAAAUUAUGCAUCGAAGGAAUGAAAUUAGCAAUUCGUAUUGCGUGUCUUUUUGAUUUAGAAACUCCACGGGAAGCUUUCGUUUCCGCUCUCAAGAACUCCACUAAUCUCAACAAUCCCAAGGAUAUGAUGGCAAAGAAUGUGGAAGCAUUGAAAGUUAUUCUUGAAAUAGCACAAACAGAAGGAAAUCUCUUGAAAGGAUCAUGGCGAGAUAUUCUCAUGUGCAUCAGUCAAUUGGAUCGCUUACAAUUAAUAUCUGACGGAGUUGAUGAAGGGGCUAUUCCAGACGUUUCAAAAGCUCGAAUCGUAGCUCCAUCACGAUCAGAUACCACUUCGUCAAGAAAAUCUACCGCUUCUCAACGACCUAGAACUCGUCCAAGGACAAACACGCAAAGUACCAUUUAUUCAACAGAAAUCGCAAUGGAAAGUAGAUCCGAUGAAGUUAUCAAGGGAGUGGAUAGAAUAUUCACAAAUACGGCCAAUCUUUCUGGUGAAGCCAUUGUCCACUUUGUCACGGCUUUGUGUGAUGUCAGUUGGGAUGAGAUUAAGAUAUCAGGUUCCAAUGAAUCUCCAAGGACAUACAGUCUUCAAAAGCUUGUGGAGAUCAGUUACUACAAUAUGCUUCGUGUGAGAUUUGAAUGGGCCAAUAUUUGGGCUGUUCUAGGUGAGCACUUUAAUCGAGUUGGGUGUCACAAUAAUACCGCUGUGGUAUUCUUUGCUUUGGAUUCUUUGCGUCAACUUUCCAUGCGAUUUAUGGAGAUUGAAGAAUUACCUGGAUUCAAAUUCCAAAAAGACUUCUUGAAACCUUUCGAGCAUGUAAUGUCAAACUCAAAUGUUGUAUCUGUAAAGGAUAUGGCUUUGCGUUGUCUAAUACAAAUGAUCCAAGCUCGUGGAGAGAAUAUUCGCUCUGGGUGGAGAACAAUGUUUGGAGUAUUUACCGUCGCAGCUCGAGAACCAUAUGAGAGUAUCGUCAAUCUUGCCUUUGAAAAUGUCAAUCAAGUUUACAAAACUCGAUUUGGUGUUGUCAUCUCCCAAGGCGCAUUCGCAGACUUGAUUGUUUGCUUAACUGAGUUUUCGAAGAAUAUGAAAUUCCAAAAGAAGGGGUUACAAGCCAUAGAAGCAUUAAAAUCAAUCAUCCCCAAGAUGUUAAAAACACCGGAAUGUCCACUGUCUCACAAAUCGAACGCGAAUUCGGAUGGUUCGAUUAAAACUCCAGAUACCGCCACAAAUCCUAUAAGUCGUACAACUCAGGAAGAAGCAUUUUGGUUUCCUGUUUUAUUCGCUUUUCAUGAUGUUCUCAUGACGGGGGAAGAUUUGGAAGUUCGUUCGAAUGCUUUAAAUUACCUUUUUGAUUCACUGAUCAAAUAUGGAGGUGAUUUCCCUUCUGAUUUCUGGGACAUCUUAUGGAGACAAUUACUCUAUCCUAUCUUUAUGGUUCUCAAAUCCAAAUCCGAGAUGUCCAAUGUUGUCAAUCAUGAGGAAUUAUCUGUGUGGCUAUCCACUACAAUGAUUCAAGCUCUUCGAAACAUGAUCACGUUAUUCACUCAUUAUUUCGAAUCGCUUGAAUAUAUGUUGGAUAGAUUCCUCGAUUUACUUGCUUUGUGCAUAUGUCAAGAGAAUGAUACAAUUGCUCGAAUUGGUAGUAAUUGUUUACAGCAAUUAAUUUUGCAAAAUGUCACAAAAUUCAAGCCUCAACAUUGGUCCAAAAUAGUUGGAGCAUUUGUAGAGUUAUUCGAUAGAACAACUGCAUUCCAAUUAUUCACUGCUGCAACAUCAUCUGCCGCAGGAGGUUCUAUGGAGAGCUCCACAGCACCAGUUGAAGAUAUUGAUGAUGGUCAAUCUCUAAAGAUCAAUGGUACAAAUGGUGGUGCAACCUCGGAUGCAGAAAGUAUUGCUGAACCAGAAGGUCAGACACCUGUUGUAACUCAAACUCCAGAGUUAGAGGACUACAAACCACAAUCAGGUCUACAACAACAACCUGUGGUUGUCACGGCAGCUCGUCGACGCUUUUUCAAUAAAAUUAUUACCAAAUGUGUUUUACAACUUUUGAUGAUCGAAACUGUCAAUGAGCUUUUUUCCAACGAUACCGUUUAUGCUCAAAUUCCUAGUCCGGAACUUCUUAGGUUAAUGGCUCUCCUCAAGAAAUCUUUCUUAUUCGCCAAAAGAUUUAAUGAGAACAAAGAAUUACGCAUGCGUUUAUGGCGUGAAGGAUUCAUGAAACAACCACCUAACUUGUUGAAGCAAGAAUCCGGUAGUGCAGCUACAUAUGUUUCUAUUCUUCUUAGAAUGUACCAUGACGAAGGUGAAGAGCGAAAAAGAAAUCGAGCAGAUACAGAACAAGCUUUAGUACCUCUUUGUGCCGAUAUCAUCCGUGGUUUUACUCAACUUGAAGAAGAAAGUCAACAAAGAAAUAUCAUUGCUUGGAGACCAGUUGUCGUAGAUGUGUUGGAAGGUUACAUGAAUUUCCCACGAGAAGGAUUCGAGAAGUAUGUUGAAGUAUUCUAUCCAUUAGCAGUGGAUUUACUUUCUAGGGAUAUGGGAGUGGAAAUUAGAUUGGCGUUACAAGGACUUUUAAGACGGGUAGGGGAAGUCAAAUUGGGUCUUCCACCUACAGUAAGAUCUAAUACACCUACUAGUCCUACUUCAUUAUCAUUUGGUGGGAGACGAAUGAGUCGUAGGGAUUGA
Molecule: messenger RNA, 5454 nt
Organism: Botrytis deweyae
Lineage: Eukaryota; Fungi; Ascomycota; Leotiomycetes; Helotiales; Sclerotiniaceae
Exons: 2
Coding region: 1-5454 (1817 amino acids)
Biological process (GO): regulation of ARF protein signal transduction
Molecular function (GO): guanyl-nucleotide exchange factor activity
Source: RefSeq, a predicted model, not a curated record